Messenger RNA from Ctenocephalides felis (cat flea), 1229 nucleotides. Its product is annotated as transmembrane 9 superfamily member 3-like. NCBI's taxonomy places the organism in Eukaryota, Metazoa, Arthropoda, Insecta, Siphonaptera, Pulicidae. Gene Ontology annotation, biological process: protein localization to membrane. The record is from RefSeq and is a predicted model, not a curated record. The annotation marks the transcript as partial. Gene Ontology annotation, cellular component: membrane. The transcript is spliced from 6 exons.
UGAAAAUUUAUAAAAAUUUGCUGAAAUGUCAAAAUAUAGGUGUUUAUAGUUGUCUCAAUUAAAAAAAUGAAAAAGUUAUCACCUUUAAUAUAUAUUUUAUGUUUUAUUGUCGUAAGAGCAGAUGAACACAGUCACAUUUAUGAAGACAAUGAAGAAGUAGUAUUAUGGAUGAACACUGUUGGUCCUUACCACAAUCGCCAAGAGACUUACGGAUACUUUUCUUUGCCUUUUUGCGCUGGAAAUAGAAAGCAGCUGAGCCAUUAUCAUGAGACUCUUAGUGAAGCUUUACAGGGUGUAGAACUAGUAUUAAGUGGAUAUGAGGUUGAUUUCAAAGCUGAUAUUGCACCUACGGAGAUCUGUAAAGUACAGUUAUCAGAAAGAGAUAAAUUAACUUUUAUAUAUGCUGUAAAAAACCAAUAUUGGUAUCAAAUGUAUAUAGACGAUUUGCCUCUCUGGGGUGUAGUUGGCAAAGAGGAAGAUAAGGAGUACUAUAUAUACACACACAAGAAAUUUGAUAUUGGAUAUAAUGGCAAGCAAAUAGUAGAUGUGAAUUUGUCAUCUCAUAAGAAAGAACUACUUAAAACUGGAGCAGUUUUGACGUUUACUUAUGAAGUGACAUGGAAACCCAGCACUGUCAAGUUUGAAAAUAGGUUUGACAAGUAUUUGGAUCCUAACUUCUUUCAACAUAGGAUACAUUGGUUCAGCAUAUUUAACAGUUUUAUGAUGGUAAUAUUUUUAGUAGGACUUGUGUCUAUGAUUCUGAUGAGAACAUUACGCAAAGAUUAUGCAAGAUAUAGUAAAGAUGAGGAAAUAGAUGAUAUGGAACGUGAUUUGGGUGAUGAAUAUGGAUGGAAACAAGUACAUGGAGAUGUUUUUCGACAUGCUUCUUAUUCUAUGCUAUUUUCUACCUUGAUAGGAGUAGGAUACCAAUUAACAACAGUUGUAUUUUGUGUCAUAGUAUUCACUAUACUAGGAAAUCUGUAUACAGAAAGAGGAUCAUUGUUAUCUACUGCAAUAUUUGUUUAUGCUGCAACAUCUCCUAUCAAUGGAUAUUUUAGUGGCUCUUUGUACUCAAAAAUGGGAGGCAAAGUAUGGAUUCGUCAAAUGUUGUGGUCGACUUUCUUUUUGCCUGUUUUAGUGUGUGGAACUGCCUUUUUAAUUAAUUUUAUUGCAAUUUAUUAUCAUGCUUCAAGGGCUAUUCCUUUUGGAACAAUGGUAAGUAACCAUAU